Molecule: messenger RNA, 264 nt
Organism: Suillus paluster
Lineage: Eukaryota; Fungi; Basidiomycota; Agaricomycetes; Boletales; Suillaceae
Exons: 1
Source: RefSeq, a predicted model, not a curated record
AUGCUUACAAGGCUGGCACUAUGCGGGUGGUCAAGUCUUCUCAUACACACAGUAAGUUUUGUCUCUAUUUGGUCGUCUGAUUUACACAAUGUUUUCAUAGUGUCCUUGAUUGAAUCAAAAAAGCCGGUUAUCAUCGGGGAGGCUCCUCCAUCCACCUGGGAGCACUCAUGUGCUCGUCGCAUGUUUGCUGAUCAUCAUACUGAUUAUAGUGGCCCACAGCGUGUGGAGACAAGUGUCACACAGACCAGAGUCAAGAAGGGAAAG